This is a messenger RNA of Mus musculus (house mouse), 4700 nucleotides long. RefSeq names its product predicted gene, 20939. The record is from RefSeq and is marked validated. The transcript has 4 exons. Bases 110 to 2272 code for a protein of 720 amino acids. NCBI's taxonomy places the organism in Eukaryota, Metazoa, Chordata, Mammalia, Rodentia, Muridae.
ACAGGUUUCGCUUAGUAGCUGAGCAGGCUUGAACGGUCCUGUGUGCUGUGCUCUCUGUCCUGCUGCUGGAUGCUGUGAAGGGAGCUCAGGCAAGCUCCGAAGUUGCGACAUGGAUGCAUUGACCUAUGAUGAUGUGCAUGUGAACUUCACUCAAGAAGAAUGGGCUUUGCUGAACCCUACACAGAGGAAUCUCUACAAAGAUGUGAUGUUGGAGAUCUACAGGAACCUCAAAGCUGUAGGCUACAAUUGGGAAGACCAAAACACUGAAGAAUAUUGUCAAAGUUCCAGAAAACAUGGAAGGCAUGAAAGAAGUCGUACUGGAGAAAAACCCUCUGAAAAUACUAAAUGUGGUAAAGCCUUUGCAUGUCACAGUCAUCCCCAAAAGUAUGAAAGAAUUCAUACUGGAGAGAAACCCAAUGAUGGUAUUCAGUAUGGUGAAGCCUUUGUACAUCACUGUAGUCUCCAAAUGCAUAAAAUAAUACAUACUGGAAAGAAACCCUACAAAUGCAAUCAAUGUGGUAAAGCCUUUGCACAACCCAGAACUCUCCAAAUACAUAAAAGAGCACAUACUGGAGAGAAACCUUACAAAUGUAAUGAAUGUGGUAAAAUCUUUGCACAAUACAAUACUCUCAAAAGGCAUAAAAAAACCCAUACUGGAGAGAAACCCUAUGAAUGUAAUCAAUGUAGUAAAGCCUUUGCAGAUCAUGAUCAACUUCGAAAACAUGAAAGAGUUCAUACUGGAGAGAAACCUUACAAAUGUAAUGAAUGUGGUAAAGUCUUUGCACAAUACAGUACUCUCAAAAGGCAUGAAAAAACCCAUUUUGGAGAGAAACCCUAUGAAUGUAAGCAAUGUGGUAAAGCCUUUACACAAAAGGCUCAUCUCAAAAUACAUAUAAUAACACAUACUGGAGAGAAACCUUACAAAUGUCAUCAAUGUGAUAAAGCCUUUGCAUCUCAUGGUAAUCUCCAAGUACAUAAAAGAACACAUACUGGAGAGAAACCCUAUGAAUGUGAUCAGUGUGGUAAAGCCUUUGCACAUCAUUGUCAUUUCCGAGUACAUAAAAGAAUACAUACUGGAGAGAAACCUUAUAAAUGUGAUCAAUGUGUUAAAGCCUUUGCAGAUCAUGGUCAACUUCGAAAACAUGAAAGAGUUCAUACUGGAGAGAAACCUUACAAAUGUAAUGAAUGUGGAAAAGCCUUUGUAUGUAAUGCUAGUCUCCAAGCACAUAAAGUAACUCAUAGUAGAGUGAAACCUUAUGAAUGUAAGCAAUGUAGUAAAUCCUUUGCCUCUCAUGGUCAACUUCAAGCACAUGAAAGAAUUCAUACUGGAGAGAAACCUUACAAAUGUAAUCAAUGUGGUAAAGCCUUUAUAGAACACAAUACUCUCAAAAGGCAUAAAAUAACCCAUACUGGAGAGAAACCCUAUGAAUGUAAUCAAUGUAGUAAAUCCUUUGCCUCUCAUGGUCAACUUCGGAAACAUGAAAGAAUUCAUACUGGAGAGAAACCUUACAAAUGUAAUCAAUGUGGUAAAGCCUUUGCAGAACAUGGUCAACUUCUAAAACAUGAAAGAAUUCAUACUGGAGAGAAACCUUACAAAUGUAAUCAAUGUGGUAAAGCCUUUGCAUACCAUUAUGAGCUUCAAAUGCAUAAAAGAAUACAUACUGGAGAGAAACCCUAUGAAUGUAAGCAAUGUGGUAAAUUUUUUGCUUCUCAUGGUCAACUCCGAAAACAUGAAAGAAUUCAUACUGGAGAGAAACCUUACAAAUGUAAUCAAUGUGGUAAAGUCUUUGGACGACACAGUCAUCUCAGAAUUCAUAAAAGAAUACAUACUGGAGAGAAACCUUACAAAUGUGAUCAAUGUGGUAAAGCCUUUCCAUAUAGUAAUACUCUCCAAGUACAUAAAAGAACACAUACUGGAGAGAAACCCUAUGCGUGUGGUCAAUGUGGCAAAGCCUUUGCAAAUCAAAGUUAUUUACAUGUACAUAAAAGAAUACAUACUGGAGAGAAACCCUAUGAAUGUAAGCAAUGUAGUAAAUCCUUUGUUUCUAAUGGUCAACUUCAAAGACAUGAAAGAAUUCAUACUGGAGAGAAACCUUACAAAUGUGAUCAAUGUGGUAAAGCCUUUGCAUACCAUUAUCAUCUUCAAAUGCAUAAAAGAAUGCAUACUGGAGAGAAACCCUAUGAAUGUAAGCAAUGUGGUAAAUUUUUUGCUUCUCAUGGUCAACUCCGAAAACAUGAAAGAAUUCAUACUGGAGAGAAACCUUACAAAUGAAGACAAUAUAGUAAAGCCUAUUCACAAUAAAGUCACCUCCAACUACAUAAAAGCACAUACUAAAGAGUAACUCUGUGAAUAUAACCAAUGUGACAAAGCCAUUGCAUAUCAUAGUUAUAUCCAAGUAGAUAAAAGAACAUAUACUGCAAAGAAGCCCUAUGAAUGUAAUCAAUGUGGCAAGGCCUUUGCAUAUGAAAGUUAUUUCCAAGUACAUAAAAGAUUACAUACUGGAGAGAAACCCUAUGAAUGUAAGCAAAGUAGUAAAUCCUUUGCCUCAUGGUCAACUUCAAAGUCAUCAAAGAAUUCAUAAUGGAAAGAAACCUUACAAAUAUAAUGAAUGUGGUAAAGCCUUUGCACACCAUCGUAAUCUUCGAAUGCAUAAAAGAAUACACUGGAGAGAAACCUUACAAAUGUAGAAAAUAUGGCAAAGCCUAUUCACAAACAAGUCACCUCCAACUACAUGAAAGACCACAUACUAAAGAGUAAUCCUAUGAAUAUAACCAAUGUGGUAAAGCCUUUACAGCAAUCUUGAAAGAUGUGGUGGUUUGAAAAUACUUGGCCCAUGGAAAGUGGUAGUAUUCACAAGUAUGGCCUUUCAGGAAUAGAUGUGGCAUUUGAGAAAGUAUGUCACAGUGGGGGUGGACUUUGAGAUCCUAUGCUUAAGCUCCACACAGGGCAGAAGAGUCUUCUGGCUGCCUUCUGAUCAAGAUGUAGAACUCUCCUGCAGCACCAUGUCUGCUUGGACACUGCCAUUUUUUCAGCCUUGAUAUUAGACUGAACCUCUGAAUCUGUACACUACCCCCAAUUAAAUGUCCUUUAUAAGAGUUGCCUUCGUCAUGGUAUCUUUUCACAGGAAUUAAACCAAAAUUAAGACAAACAACAUAAAAGAUAACCCACUGGAGAGAAACGGACAAGCUGAUAGUUCUCUGCAUGUUUGAUAACAGAAAUAACAUGUUUUAGAUAGUCUCUUCUUCCUUCUCCUCUCCUUCCGUUUUUCUCAUCUAUAUCUUCCUACAUCUCCUUUUCCUUACCAUUUCUUCCCCCUUCCCCCACGAGGACAGUGAUAUAUUAAGAUAGAAUCGCAAAUGUAGCCCAGGGUAGCCUUGAAUUGUAAAUCCUACUACCUCUAUCUCUUGAAGGCUGAGAUUAUAAGUGUGUAUAUCAUGCCCAGGUUUUUCAAGCUGAAUCCAUGGAUGGGGGACCCUGAGUUACAAAUUACUGUCUAAUCUUUGGGAAAUUGCUAAGCUGAUGAUAAUAUUGAGGAGUAGACUCAAAGAGUACAGCCAUGCCUCCACUUCUAUUAGCUCCUGGAAUCCCAUUACUACAGGGAUAUGGAGUAAGCCUAGGCAUUCAUUCUAAAGCAGUCUGUUUCACUUGAGACAAUAAGAGGCACCAAAAUGACCAAGAGGGACUAGAACUUAAAGCACCAUAAAGGCCUUCUCAAUCCAGACAAGGACUCCAGGAGAUGCUCUAACAGAUUCAGUGAUCCAUGGUCAGAGAGGACCAACCCCAUUGUAUUAGGUGUAAGAGAGGGUUCCAAGGUACUUCCCUCUUGCUUCAUACAAUGUUUAUUUAAACCCAGACACAUACUGGAUAGAGUAGAGAUGAAUAUCUUUAAGAGUCACAUGGCAUUCUUUCUAGACCAUCAUCCAUGUCCAAAGAGCAUAAGAACAUGGGAUCUGCUGCUGAUGCAUUGAAGCAGUUCCAGAAAGAUCACUGUUAUGUGCCUACUAGUUUUUGAAAUGUUUAAUUCUAGGCUUCUUCAGAAUUUGGAAGGAUGAUAGGAAGAUGGGCAGGAAAAGAAAAGUCUUGUGGGUUUCCCUUGAUGCUUUCCCUCCUGUGUUCUUCUACAUAAUGCAAAGCAUUAUGGUUUCUGAGGUCUUGCACUGUUUCUCUUUGGUAAUGUUGCCUGAUGCGCAGGUAAUGAACUCUGGUCUUUAAUGUGCAUGCAGAGGUCAUGAUUUCCUAAUAAUUCAAUGUGUUUUCUAGAAUCAACAUUGUAUUGAAUAUAUAAAACAUCUAAACUGAUUUACAGUGUAUGGAGCAUAUGUCUGGGUUCUGAAUGUUACUACACAAUUCUAUGUGCAUUGAGUGUAGUUUAACUCCACUAUAUUGUUGUGGCUGCUCAGUAUUGCUUAUUGACCAUCUAACUCCCAGGAAGUACAUUAUACAGAGAAACUACCUUUUCAAUGUAUUAUUUCAUGAAUUUUGUAUUAACAAACAUUAAAUUUAAAAGUAUUGGGCUGGUCAGAUGGCUCAGUGGGUAAGAAUACCCGACUGCUCUUCCAAAGGUCCGGAGUUCAAAUCCCAGCAACCACAUGGUGGCUCACAACCAUCUGUAACGAGAUCUGACGCCCUCUUCUGGUGUGUUUGAAGACAGCUACAGUGUACUUACAUAUAAUAAAUAAAUCUUUUUUAAAAAAAAGUA